UUCAGAUUCACGGCAUGGUACGUGUUGUAAUGAAACCUCUGAUCUCUAAAAUACCGUUAGUCGGAGGACUACAGAUCUUCUUUUUGAACAACCCCUCAAUCGACUUCAAUCUCGUUGGCGCAGCUGACAUACUAGAUAUGCCAGGCUUUAGUGACAUCCUUCGUCGAUGCAUCGUGGAGCAAGUGUCGAAAAUGAUGGUGCUGCCUAACAAGCUUUCGAUCAAACUAAGCGAUGAGAUUCCAACGGUUGAUCUGCGCAUGCCCGAGCCGGAGGGUGUACUUCGCAUACAUUUGGUUCAAGCUCAGAAUCUCAUGAAGAAAGAUGUUUCUAUGCUAGGAAAAGGCAAGUCAGAUCCGUAUGCAGUUAUAACUGUGGGCGCCCAGCAAUGGAAAACGAAGCACAUUGAUAACAACGUGAACCCGCGAUGGGACUUCUGGUGUGAGGCGAUAAUAAGUUCAAAGAAGAGUCAAUCGCUGCAGUGUGAGCUGUGGGACUGGGACCCUGGGAUGGGCAUUCAGAACGAUGAUUACCUCGGCAGGUGUUCAUUGGACAUAUCUCAAGUUGUUCGAUUUGGCCGCUUGGACACUUGGCAGACCUUGCAACAAGCGAAGCACGGUAAAGUCCAACUGAGAUUAUCUUGGCAUCGUUUAUCCACGGAUGUGACUGAAUUAAGUCGAGCACUGACAGAAACUCUCCUUAUCAAGACGGGAGAUUUGAGCUCAGCAGUACUCUCUGUUUACAUAGACUCGUGUAAGAAGCUGCCGAACGCCCGUGUGCAAUCCCGUCCGGAUCCUUACCUGAUGGUGACGGUUGGCAAAAAAACCGAAAACACCGCCGUGCAACUGCGAACCGACGAUCCCGUGUAUGAGAUCGGAUAUUCUUUCCUCGUCCAGAACCCUGAAAUCGACACGCUUGACGUCAAGGUUCUCGACCAGAAAACUGGAAGCCAACUCGGUCAAUUGUUCUAUAGCAUCUCCGCUUUGCUUAAAGAAAAAGAUCUGACGAUGCUGACUCAGCCGCUGAUGUUGCAGAAAUCUGGGCCCGAGUCCAAAAUCAUACUGUCCUUACAAUUGAGGAUUCUCAAAGAAGCCAUAAAAGAGGUCGAUAUUGACGAAGAGAGUUUGGAAGCGGCGGUCUCGGAGCCGAGCCCCCCCACCCCGAGCCCCUCCGUGUCGUCGGCGGCCACCGACACCACGGACGGCGGCGCCUCGCACCCGCGCCCGCAGUCCGCCGCGCCCGCCGACCCGCUGCCUGCACAACCUGCUUCAUCAGGUGAUACUGAAUUAAAGAAUAUUGAAGAUUCUGUACAAGACGACGCCUCGCAGAGAUCCGUGCCAGAGGAAAUAAUUGAUAAAGAAGUCGAUUCUCCUCAAGAGAACCAACCUCCAUCUGGACGCGACUCUCCAAAACUCAUCCACAGGACUUCGUCAUUAACUACUUCCGCUGGGGAAGCCGGUCUGGGCCGCAUAUUACUCUCUCUGCGCUAUAGUAUGCAGAAUCAAACAUUAUAUAUUGUUGUUCACAAGAUAAUGAAUAUUCCGCUGAAAGAUCCUACAAAUGUGCCCGAUCCGUACGUUAAAUUGUAUCUACUGCCGGGUAGAACUAAAGAUUCAAAACGCAAGACAGUGGUGGUAAAAGACAGCUGUAUGCCGGAAUAUGACGAACAAUUCGAAUGGGUGAUUCCAUUAGCUGAGCUUCACUCCAGGCAAGUCGAAGUCACUGUUGCCACCCACAAGGGAUUCCUGGCUGGCAGUCCGGUCAUUGGACAGGUUGUAGUCCAUCUAAAUCAGUACGAUUUCCGUGAAGCUAAAACCCUGUGGUUCGAUCUUAUGCCUGAAACAUCCCCUAGAGACUAAGAGAUGCAAUUUCGAUGUUUGAUGUACUUAUGAAUCUAUUAAAUAUUAAUAACACUACACGAAUAUAAUGUAAUAAGUACUAUUGUAACUUCAACUGGGAUCUGACGUGCAAAUCAGUUUCUAUAUAUUGAUCUGAAUAUGUUAUAACUUUAAUGGCUUUAAACGAUUCACUCAUAAAACUCUCAAACGCUAAUAAAAGAACGAAAAUUGGGUCAUUAUGCGAUGUAAAAAAAAAAUUGUGGGCUUAUGGCCCAAUCGUAAGUUUAUAAUAAUAAUUAUAAAACAUGCUUUGCCAUAUCUAACUAGCCUGCAAGCUUAUAAAGCUUUUUAAAAUUCAAGUAAUGGAAGCAUAAUGAUUACAAUCACGUAAUAUUAUGAUAAUUGUCACAACCAACCCAGAAUCCAUUUACUGUUAAAACUGAAAAAAAUUAUGAAAUUUAAUAAAACCACAAAAAUAACUAAUUAUGAUAAAUUUUAUGUGUUUCCGAAUUCAAACUUCAUAUAAUGAAUUUGUAGAAUUUUAUUUUCUGUGUUACUAUUACGUAUUUUGUCAUUGUUAAAGCAUUAAAAUGUUUAAGAUUUGUUAAAAAUUUAGUAAAUGUGGUAAAUGCACUUUUUUUAUUUAAUCAACAUAAAAGUAAAAUAAGCAAAAAAGCUGAUGAAAAUACUAGUUGUAUGAGCAUUAUUAUUUCUUAUGCAUUUAUUUUUUGCUAUAUACUUUAUACGCUUUAAAUGUUUAC
Molecule: messenger RNA, 2596 nt
Organism: Bombyx mandarina (wild silkworm)
Lineage: Eukaryota; Metazoa; Arthropoda; Insecta; Lepidoptera; Bombycidae
Gene: Esyt2
Product: extended synaptotagmin-like protein 2
Biological process (GO): lipid transport
Cellular component (GO): endoplasmic reticulum membrane
Molecular function (GO): phosphatidylinositol binding; calcium ion binding; calcium-dependent phospholipid binding
Source: RefSeq, a predicted model, not a curated record